AAACACUCAAAAAAUUCUAUAAAUAAAGAACAAUUCAUCUUAAUCUAAUCCAAUCUCCUCAUCAAAUGAACAAUGUUCCCAACAAACAGUUCAUCAUCUUUGUAUCUUCAUAAUCACCACCUGUUUUUGCUUCUGUUUCUGAUUCUGUGUUACAUUUUUCAUCUUCCGAAUUCACGCGUUCUUGCAGCAGAAGUACCAGUAGGCUAUGGCUACUCCAUUCAAUCUGUCAACGUUGAUUCCUCCGGCAAGUCAUCAUUGACCGCUCAACUCGGCCUCAUCAAGAAGUCUUCUGUGUUUGGAGCUGAUAUUAGUAGUCUCAAUCUUCUUGCCAGCUUUGAAACCAAAGAGCGCUUGAGAGUUACAAUAACAGAUUCCAAAAACAAAAGAUGGGAAAUCCCUGAAGAAAUCAUUCCCCGCCAAUCUUAUCCUUCUCACCGUUUACCGCCGGAAAACAUCCCAAACUCGCCGGUAAACCUCAUGCUUUCAGACCCCACUUCAGAUUUAGUUUUCACCCUCCAUAACACCACCCCAUUUGGCUUUACCGUGUCGCGGCAGUCCUCUGGUGAAAUCCUCUUUGACACCUCUCCCAGCCCUGCAAAUUCAGACACUUUCUUGGUGUUUAAGGAUCAAUACAUUCAAUUCUCAUCUUCAUUGCCGAAAGAGAGGGCUUCUCUUUAUGGACUUGGGGAGCACACAAAGAGGUCCUUCAAGUUGACUCCUAAUGAGGCCUUAACUUUGUGGAAUUCCGGCACAGGAUCUUCGAAUCUGGAUAUUAAUCUCUAUGGCUCUCACCCGUUUUACAUUGAUGUCAGAUCCCCUCAAGGGACAACUCAUGGUGUUUUGCUCCUUAACAGUAAUGGCAUGGAUGUCGUCUAUACCGGUGAUCGGAUAACUUAUAAGGUUAUUGGAGGCAUUAUUGACUUGUAUUUCUUCGCUGGACCCUUGCCCGAUACAGUGAUACAACAGUAUACAGAGCUGAUCGGCCGGCCUACCCCUAUGCCGUAUUGGUCCUUUGGAUUUCAUCAGUGUCGGUGGGGUUACAAAAAUGUGUCUGACGUUGAGUCUGUGGUUGCUGGCUAUGCAAAAGCUCAUAUCCCUCUUGAAGUCAUGUGGACUGAUAUCGAUUACAUGGAUGCAUAUAAAGAUUUCACUCUUGAUCCCAUCAACUUUCCAGUAGAGCCAAUGAAAAAAUUUGUUGAUACACUUCACCAAAAUGGUCAGAGAUAUGUGCUCAUCUUGGAUCCUGGUAUCAGUGUGAAUAAGACCUAUGGAACCUUCAUUAGAGGGAUGAAAGCUGAUAUCUUUAUAAAACGCGACGGUGUUCCUUACUUGGGAAGUGUUUGGCCUGGACCAGUCUACUUUCCUGACUUUGUAAAUCCAGCUGCUGGAACCUUUUGGGAAGGAGAGAUCAAACUAUUUCGACAUAUUCUCCCAAUGGAUGGUCUUUGGCUUGACAUGAAUGAGAUUUCUAAUUUCAUCACGUCCCCUCCAAUCCCAUCUUCUACCCUUGAUAAUCCCCCCUACAAGAUAAACAACAAAGGAAUGCGACGACCAAUUAACAAUAAAACCACUCCAGCAACAGCACUGCAUUUUGGUAACAUCACCGAAUAUAAUUCCCAUAACCUUUAUGGACUCCUGGAAGCCAAAGCUACACAUUCUGCCUUGAUCAAAGUUAUUGGUAAAAGACCUUUUAUACUCUCUAGAUCAACUUUUGUAAGCUCGGGAAAGUACACAGCACAUUGGACUGGAGAUAAUGCUGCCACAUGGAAUGAUUUGGCAUACACAGUUCCAUCCAUAUUGAAUUUUGGGCUCUUCGGAAUUCCAAUGGUUGGAGCUGAUAUCUGUGGCUAUUCUGGAGAUACAAAUGAAGAACUCUGCCGGCGAUGGAUUCAGCUAGGUGCCUUUUACCCAUUUGCAAGAGAUCAUUCUGAUAAGUCUGCAAGGCGUCAAGAGCUCUAUCUUUGGGAUUCAGUUGCAGCAUCAGCAAGGAAAGUGCUUGGGCUGCGGUACAGACUCCUCCCUUACUUCUACACAUUAAUGUAUGAAGCACAUACGAAAGGGACCCCCAUUGCACGACCCCUUUUCUUCUCUUUCCCUCAAGAUGCCAAAACUUAUGGAAUCAAUACACAAUUUCUGAUAGGCAAAGGCGUAAUGGUAUCACCUGUAGUAAAGCCCAGAGCAGUUUCAGUUGAUGCCUAUUUCCCAGGAGGACAUUGGUUUGAUCUCUUCAACUACUCAAACUCGGUAAGUUCAAAUUCCGGAAAGCAAGUUACUCUUGCUGCACCAUCUGAUCACAUAAAUGUGCACAUUCGAGAAGGUAACAUUUUGGCCUUGCAAGGAGAGGCCAUGACAACCACAGCAGCCCGGAAAACACCAUUCGAACUCUUAGUGGUUGUCAGCAGCAAAGAAAAUAGCACUGGAGAAGUUUUCUUAGAUGAUGGAGAAGAGCUGGGCAUGGGAGAAGAGGGAGGCAAAUGGACUUUGGUCAGGUUUUACAGCGAACUAGUAAAGAACAAUCUCACUGUUAGAUCAGAAGUUCUGAACAGCGAUUUUGCUUUGAGUCAGAAGUGGAUAAUAAAAAAAGUAACCAUCAUCGGAGUAGAAAAGAUUCAGAGAUCGAAGAAUCAUGAACUGAAAAUUACCAUGGGAACAAAGCUGAUUGCGAACAUGGUAGCUAAGGCAAGUAGAAAUAACAAUCCCCAUUUUGGUACACUAGAAAUCCCAGAUCUUUCACUACCAAUAGGAAAAGAUUUCAAGCUGGAACUGGAACUCAACAAGUGACUAAAAAGCUCUUAAAGAGCAAAUAUUAUAGACAUAAAAUAAAAUGCAACCAAAAUAAUGCAGAUUUACUAUAGAUCUCACUCAGGGUUAUGAAUACUAUUCUCUUUUUUCUCAGGAGCCUUGUGGCUGAUUUUCA
Messenger RNA from Pistacia vera, 2917 nucleotides. Its product is annotated as alpha-glucosidase-like. Gene Ontology annotation, biological process: carbohydrate metabolic process. Gene Ontology annotation, molecular function: carbohydrate binding; hydrolase activity, hydrolyzing O-glycosyl compounds. The transcript has 5 exons. NCBI's taxonomy places the organism in Eukaryota, Viridiplantae, Streptophyta, Magnoliopsida, Sapindales, Anacardiaceae. The record is from RefSeq and is a predicted model, not a curated record. The coding region runs from base 73 to 2781 and encodes 902 amino acids.